CAUUACCCGUUAGCUCUCUUAAUUGUUGUGUUUUUUUCUAACAUUAGUUGGUUGUAGCCUCUUUGCUCGACGUCUGCGGUUACAUUGCUUUUCCUGACGACUCGAGUGACAUUUAAAUCGCUGUUUUGACUAUUUACGCGCACCGGCUAGUUGUUUAUAGUCGCUGAAAAACUCCAUUAACCGUCAUCCCUUCGUGUAUUGUCCGGAGUCACGAGGUAGCUUAGCUAGCUUCACUCCGCUGCUCUGGAUGAUCACUUCGGUCACCGGCUUCUCCUGCUGCAGCUGACUAAUGGAUCCUGUCUGACUGCAGUAAAACAACUACUGUGACCCGAACAGAGAGUCUUCUGUGAUGGGAGCUGCAUUCGACGAACCCUGAAGCUGUGGUGUUAGUUCAACAAGUUUACCAUGAUGCCCAUGACCUUUCAGGUGUCGAACAACGUGACGCUGCUGUUUGACUUCUGGGAUGUGCAUGGACCUGCUGGGAUGGUACUGUCGGUGUUUGUGGUCUUGCUGCUGACGGUCUUCUAUGAGGUGCUCAAGGUUUGGAGGGUUUGGUUGGGAAACGGCUCCAAACUGUCCCAGCCUGCCACUGGGUACACCGCCCCUCCGUCCUGCCGAACCGACAGCAGCUCAGCGCUGGACAGCAGCCCGUCCGAAUCCUCCCUGACCCCCAUCGAGCCUCAACCUCCAACAACAAGCACCAGGAAGAGCUGGUUGCUGCAUGUCAUCCAGACGCUCCUCCACAUCGUGCAGGUCACUCUGGGCUACAUGCUGAUGCUCUGCGUCAUGUCCUACAACACCUGGAUCUUCCUCGGCGUCAUCAUCGGCUCUGUCCUCGGUUACUUCAUCUCGUUUCCUCUCCUGGGUCAGACGGUAUGACGGUACAGACAGUUCAGAUACCGACACAAACACAGAGGACUGAUGGUUUUUUUUCUUCUCUGUUUUUGUCUUUGGAGGAUCAAAUGCUUUGGAUACUAAACAGGAAACCACUUCACCAAGUAAUUUGCGUUUGUUGUUCUGCUGGGUUUGCACAAAAGGGGAAUGAGCUGUACGACACUAACUGCUGCGUGAAACUCACCUGGACACGGAAACUGGAAUUCUAAUGCCUGAAUUAGUCUUCAGUUUUUAGUCACGGGAUUUUGUUGUUCAAAACAUUUCAGCUGGACAUGUAAAUACAAACAUUUGUCAUAAUAUUCAGUUUCAGAUGCGAUUCUAAAACAGCCAAGCGACUAAUAGUUUUCUUAAUCUCCAGUUGAGAGAAUGCUGCAUGCUUAAAUGUCCUUAAUUAUUGAUAACGCUUUAAAAAAAAAAGUGAACAAUAGAGUCAAAGAGGACAACUAGAUUUGGAUAGGUACCACAAAAGCUCAUCAUUAUGAUUGUCUUGAUGUUUUUAUGCACUACUUUGACACAUUUGUACAAGUACAGACGCAGUCCUCUAAAGUAAUUCAAGGUGUUUUGACACUAUAGAUGAUUUAAAAUGAGUUUUUUCAUGAAGAGACACUGCCACUGUAACUUUAACGUAAAGCUCAUUCAAUAGAUGUAUGUUUUUGACAAGUGGAACUAACAAAAUUUGUAAAAAAAAAAAAAAACUUGAUUUAUGAAUGUUAUUACAGAGUUUUGGAGUGCAAUCUAAAAACUAACGGACACUUGGAGCUGAUUUUCACAGGCAGAAGUCAUAAGACGGUUAGUUUGAGGAACUGAUUCAUGUGACUUGAACUUAAAAACUCCUCGGAUGUUUCAGUUUCGUAAGUUCAUCAAGGGACAGAGAAAGUGAAGUAGGUCAAAUGGUUCUGUGGCAAACCGUUGACAAACCACGAGCCAAAAAAAAAUGAACAAACAGUGCCUUAAAGCUGACCUUUGAGGUUUGUUUUUGCUUAAAAUAUGAACAUAUUUCACUAUUUUUAUAACUGAAACGUCUUAACACUGAACAUGGUUGAUAGCAAUAUUUUUCCUGAAUAAAAACCUUGAAACGCUUGUUUGGAGAAGAAAAAAAAUAAAGAAAUGAUGAAAUAUU
This is a messenger RNA of Amphiprion ocellaris (clown anemonefish), 2014 nucleotides long. RefSeq names its product solute carrier family 31 member 2 (gene slc31a2). Gene Ontology annotation, cellular component: membrane. Gene Ontology annotation, biological process: copper ion transmembrane transport. Bases 406 to 879 code for a protein of 157 amino acids. The record is from RefSeq and is a predicted model, not a curated record. Lineage: Eukaryota; Metazoa; Chordata; Actinopteri; Pomacentridae. The transcript has 4 exons. Gene Ontology annotation, molecular function: copper ion transmembrane transporter activity.